Messenger RNA from Saccharomycopsis crataegensis, 1566 nucleotides. RefSeq names its product Rad17p (gene RAD17). The record is from RefSeq and is a predicted model, not a curated record. Lineage: Eukaryota; Fungi; Ascomycota; Saccharomycetes; Ascoideales; Saccharomycopsidaceae. Gene Ontology annotation, biological process: DNA damage checkpoint signaling; DNA repair. Gene Ontology annotation, cellular component: checkpoint clamp complex. The transcript has a single exon. The coding region runs from base 1 to 1566 and encodes 521 amino acids.
AUGGAAGAUCAACUGUUGGAUCAGGAUAAUAUCUUUGAGGCCUCGACCACUGAGAUCUCCCAUAUUACCGCAGUGCUUUCUGCCAUUGCCCAGGUGGGGACCAAUGCAAAGCUUUUCAUCGGUAGUGAUGGGUUGAUCUUUGUUUGUGAGAACGUCCAUACCAUCAGGGCGUCUGCUACUUUUGACAAAGGGUUAUUCGAAUAUUACCUGUUUCGUCCCAAACCUGAUGGGCAAAAUCAAGAUAAAAGCAAAAAUAAUAAUACUGCUGCAAGUGAGACAGAUGUUUCUAGCGAUGAUGAUGAUAAUAAUAAUAACCAGGCCAAUGGGUUGAGUCAGAAAGUGAAACAGAUCAGAAAACAUGUUAGAGAAACUAUUAAAAUAUGUCUUGAUAUAUCCUCUGUUGUUGAAUCAUUCAUGAUUGCUUCAUCAUUAUCGAAAGUGAACAAAGAGAAUGUCAAGAAUGUAACGGUGCGUUGCAAGCUUUGUUAUAAAGGACCGGGGGAAAACUUUGAAAUCUCAUUUUCGGAUCCUUUGAUCACUGAAGACUGUAUGUUCUCAACAUUUGUCGAUAUAGAAGAAGAAGACCAGCGACAUUUACAAUUAGAUACUGGUGCGUUGAUUUUGGAAUCGACACUACAAGCAGAUGUGAUUUAUGAUGCCCUCAAUAAUUUGAAGGAUAUGAAUGUUCAAGAGCUUUAUAUCUAUGCUGCAAACAAGAUGACCAACCAGAAAACAUUGGAUGAUGGAAGAGUCGAGCAGAAUCAAUUGAUGUUUAUAUCGAAGGGAGAAAUGGGGUAUUCAAGGUUUGUGUUUCCCGAGUUGGAAAAACUCGUCAUUAGGCAGUACGAUCCCACGGAAUAUCAAUUCAGAGUGGUGAAGAACGACUUCAUUGUCAGUGUUUACAAAUUUGAUAUGUUCAAGAAAGUCAUGAAGGCGGUGAAACUCAGUUCUAAGAUUCGUAUUAGAAAAGAUAAUAAAGGGAUAAUUAGUGUCCAUCUAUUGACGGCGUGUAACAUUGAUGGUAUAAGUGUUAACCCCAAGAUUUUCGGGGUGGUCCCCAAGGGGAACAACAUUAGAGAAAAUCCUCCGGAUUUGGGUAGGAGAAAACCACUAUAUGAUGGAACCAUCAUUGAAUUUAUCCUAUUGGAGCUUGUGGUGAAUGAUGAUGAUGAUGAUGGUGGUGGUGGGGAAGAUCCAUUCGACAAGAGAGAGAUCAUUGAAUUGAUCAAUAACGCCGAAGAUGGAUCGGGAUCACAUUCGAAAAAACGGAGGAGGACUCGAUCUAAAAGAUUAACUGAAGAUUACAGACCUUCUGGGGGCCUUGAUGUUGUCAAUGCCUUGAAGAAGAAACAACAACAACAACAACAACACCACUCAGUUAUUGAUCAAGGGAAUUACAACGAUUUGCCAAUAAUCAUCAACACCUCCAGAGGAAUCAAUGAUAUUUUGCACAACAUUACGGUGAAUAAAGGAGAUGGUCCACUAGCAGAAGGAUUUUUGGAUGAUGGGACUGUUCUAGAAAAUGACUACGAAAUCGAUGAUAAUGAUAAUGAUUUUUUCUUUUGA